CAUUCCUCUCUUUGUUUAUCUUAGACCCUAGACAUAUUCUCCACUUGAGGGAGUUUAUUCAUCAUGGGUAUCUCCAACUUUAUGUCCAGCAUCAAGAAUCCUGCGGAGGAGUCCCAGUUCUCCUCCCAGGCACCUACCCCUUCUCGUGCCGACUCGACUACCGCCGAGAAGGAUAACCUGACCAUUGAUGACAGCCCUGUCAAGUACUUAACAUGGCGCUCGUUCAUCCUGGGUCUGUGCGUCUCUAUGGGUGGCUUCAUCUUCGGAUACUCUACUGGUCAAAUCUCGGGUUUCACGACUAUGGAGGAUUUCAAGAUGCGUUUCGCCGAGUACAAUGCUGCUACGGGUGAAUACGCCUUCAGCAACGUCCGCAAUGGUCUCAUUGUCGGUCUCCUCUCUAUCGGUACCAUGAUCGGUGCCCUCGUGGCUGCCCCCAUCGCCGACAGAAUCGGCCGCAAGCUUUCCAUUUCCUUCUGGGCCCUUAUCCACAUCGUCGGUAUCAUUGUUCAGAUCGCCACCACCGACAAGUGGUACCAAGUUGCUCUGGGCCGUUGGGUCGCCGGUCUGGGUGUCGGUGCUCUUUCCAGCGUCGUCCCCAUGUACCAGUCCGAGUCCGCUCCCCGUCAGGUCCGUGGUGCCAUGGUCAGCGCUUUCCAGCUGUUCGUGGCCUUUGGUAUCUUCAUCUCCUACAUCAUCAACUUCGGUACCGAGCGCCUUCACUCCACUGCCUCGUGGCGCAUCACCAUGGGCAUUGGCUUUGCCUGGCCUCUGAUUCUGGGUAUCGGUACCCUGUUCCUGCCCGAGUCCCCUCGCUUCGCCUACCGUCACGGCCGUGUUGAGGAGGCCCGCAACGUCAUGGCCAAGCUCUACGGUGUCCCCACCAACCACCGCGUCGUCGCCCAGGAGAUGGCCGACAUGAAGCAGAAGCUCGACGAGGAGAAGGCCGUUGGCAACGCUCCCUGGCACGAGGUCCUCACCGGUCCCCGCAUGUUCUACCGUACCAUGCUCGGAAUUACUCUGCAGUCCCUGCAGCAGCUGACCGGUGCCAACUUCAUCUUCUACUACGGAACCUCCAUCUUCCAGGGUGUCGGUCUCAGUAACUCCUACGUCACCCAGAUCAUCCUCGGUGCCGUCAACUUCGGUAUGACCCUUCCCGGUCUGUACGUCGUUGAGCACUACGGCCGCCGUAACUGCCUGAUGGUCGGUGCCGCCUGGAUGUUCAUCUGCUUCAUGAUCUGGGCCUCCGUCGGCCACGAGGUCUUGCACGCCGACCCUACUUCCCACCCCGCCGGUAUUGCCAUGAUUGUCUUCACCUGCUUCUUCAUCGUCGGCUUCGCUACCACCUGGGGUCCCAUCGUUUGGGCCAUCUGUGGUGAGAUGUACCCCUUCCGCUACCGUGCUACCUGCAUGGGUGUUGCCACCGCCGCCAACUGGACCUGGAACUUCCUCAUCUCCUUCUUCACCCCCUUCAUUAACAGCGCCAUUGACUUCCGCUACGGUUACGUCUUCGCUGGCUGCUGCUUCGCCGCCAUCUUCAUCGUCUUCUUCUUCGUCAACGAGACCCAGGGCCGUACCCUCGAGGAGGUUGACACCAUGUACGUCCUCCACGUCAAGCCUUGGAAGUCCGCUAGCUGGGUCGCCCCCGAGGGCAUCGUGGCUGACCUCCACGCACCCCAUGAGCCCAAGGAGGGUGCUGGUGAGCAGCAACAGCACGAGUCUGCUGAGAUCCAGGAGUAA
Messenger RNA from Penicillium cinerascens, 1737 nucleotides. RefSeq names its product sugar porter family MFS transporter. The coding region runs from base 64 to 1737 and encodes 557 amino acids. Gene Ontology annotation, cellular component: plasma membrane. Gene Ontology annotation, biological process: transmembrane transport; carbohydrate transport. The record is from RefSeq and is a predicted model, not a curated record. The transcript is spliced from 2 exons. Gene Ontology annotation, molecular function: carbohydrate:proton symporter activity. Lineage: Eukaryota; Fungi; Ascomycota; Eurotiomycetes; Eurotiales; Aspergillaceae.